Phyllostomus hastatus (greater spear-nosed bat) is the source of this 2115-nucleotide messenger RNA. RefSeq names its product innate immunity activator (gene INAVA). Bases 93 to 1964 code for a protein of 623 amino acids. Lineage: Eukaryota; Metazoa; Chordata; Mammalia; Chiroptera; Phyllostomidae. The record is from RefSeq and is a predicted model, not a curated record. The transcript has 10 exons. Gene Ontology annotation, biological process: adherens junction maintenance; positive regulation of protein ubiquitination.
CGGGGCCGCGGCCGGCACCGCCAGCCUCGGUCUUCUCCUCCUGUGGUCGGGGCCCAGAGGUGACGGGGGUGCUGGUGGGUCUCCUCACCCCGAUGAGGAGCCUGCAGUUCGGAAGCCUCAGUUUCCGCAGGAGGAGGGGGAGCUGGACAGAGGUCCAGUACUUGGCUUCGGGGCACCCGUGUGAAGGAAGGACCCCGGUGGCCGGGCCUGAGGGACUGCUCUGGGGAAGCUCCAGGCCGCCGGCCCGGCCCGGCCCAGGCCGGGAGGGGUGCCGCGCCUCCUGGCCCCAGAAGCCCACCAUGGAGGCCAAGGACGAGGCCAGCGACACCGACAGCGGCGUCAUCCUGCAGUCUGGACCCGACAGCCCGGUGUCCCCGCUGAAGGAGCUGAAGGGGGCCAAGGAGCUGACGCACGCCAUGCGCAAGCAGCAGCGGGCGCUGGAGGCGCGCCUGGAGGCCUGCCUGCAGGAGCUGCGCGGGCUGUGCCUGCGGGAGGCGGAGCUGACAGGCGUCCUGCCAGCCGAGUACCCCCUCAAACCUGGGGAAACAGCCCCCAAAGUCCGCCGCAGGAUCGGAGCCGCCUACAAGCUGGAUGAGCGGGCCCUGCACAGAGAGGACCCCCUGAGCGGCCUGGAGCAGGAGCUGGCCCUGCAGCUGCAGAUCGCGGAGGCCGCGCGCCGCCUGAGCCGCGAGGAGAGGCUGAGCCGGCAGGCCCGCCGGCAGCGGAAGCGCGCCCUGCUGCAGGAGGAGCAGAGGCUGCGCGCCCUGGAGCGCUGCCUGGGCGAGCAGCGGCGCCACCGCGCCUCCCUCCCCGCCCCCGCGCCCGCCCUGGACCCAGAGCUCUGCGUCUCGGACGACAGCUCCCUCUCAGACGGGCUGCUCCUGGAGGAAGGUCUCUCUGCUCCUUCAGAGGAGGCCCGGGUGCCGGAACCCGCCCCGGCGUCCCCGCCCCAGAGCCUGGAGGGGCUGCAGCCUGCGGGGCCCGAGCCGGGGGGCCUGGACCCGGCCCCCAUCCAGAACGGCCCCUGGAAGGAGACCAGCCUGGACCAGCCCUACCAGAAGCCGGGGAAGACUUCGGACUCCAGCAGCGAGUCCAGCAGCCCGGCCACCACGCCGCAGGACUGGCCCGCCUCCUGCCACCCGGUCCCCGUCCGCGGCGUCCCCGGCCAGCGGCAGGGCCGGACGAGUGCCCCGGCCACGCCCGACAUGCAGGGGCGGAGGGCCCAGUCGCAGUCCGUGAGGAUGGACUCCUUCCGGGCAGGGCCCCGCCGCCGCCCCACGCACUACACGGUGACCGUGCCCAGCUCCUGCUGGCCCCCGAGCGGGCCCCCGCGGCCGCCCCACGCGCCCCCCCACUCCUGCUCCGAGGACAGCGGCUCCGACGGCUCCAGCGUGUCCCACGCCACCUCGCCCGGCAGCAGCAGCCCGGACGUCUACGCCCUGCAGCCGCUGUCCCCGCCCCGGGCGCCCGGCUACCCCGGGGCCUGGGGCCCGGACGCCCCCCGCCCCUCGCUGCUGCUGCCCCCCGGGCCCUUCCCGGCCGAGCUGUACGUGCUGCUGCCCGAGGGCUGCCUGCCGCCCGAGGAGGCCGGCCGCGCGGCCCUGGAGGAGGAGCGGCUGGCCCUGCGUCUGCAGCAGCUGCAGCACCUGCAGCAGCACGUGCGCCCCCGCGGGCGCCCGGCGCGCGCCCCCUCCCUCAAGGACAGCCCCGCCGGCCGCGCGCUCUGCCGGGCGGCCGUGACCCAGGAGCUGCAGUCCUGGCACGAGCGAGCCCGCCUGCGGGGGGCGCGCCCCCACUCGCUGGACCGCCAGGGCGCCUUCCGCCUGCGCAGCCUGCCCCUGGGGUGCUCCCCGGGGCCCCGGACACAGCAGGUGCCCGCCGUGUGUGUGCUGCGCAGAUCGCCCGAGGGGGCGCCCGUGCAGGUCUUCGUCCCCGAGAACGGAGAGAUCAUCAGCCAGGUGUAGCUGGGGCCGGCGCCCGGGGCCCCGAGAGCGCGCUGCUCCCCGGCGGGGCUGCGACCCCUCCUGUGCCUUCCGCAGCUCCCCCGCCCCCAUCGCCGGCCGAUGGCCUGGAGCUGAGGCUUCCUUUUCUUUUUAAACCAGUUUUUGUUCACAA